UGUCAUGUGAUUGCAAUGACUUACUCACCUUCACAGGAUAACCACAGCCUCAGUUCAGAGGAGGAUUCUGACCUGAAACAGCAACAGAAGUCUACUCCUCCUGUACAAUCAACUCCAAGACAAAGCCCAAGGAGACUGCGUUUACGCAAAAUGCAGAGAACAGAGAUGACUUCGUCAAGUUCGAGUGACACCGAUUUCGAUGACAAGUCCGGGAGUGAGUACAUUCCAACUCCGCUUCGACUCCCACAAAGGCGUCCCAGCCCUGUCAAAGAGGCCAAAACUCUCACUCCCUACUCCGUCCCACACCAUUGCCUUUUUGUCGACACCAGACAACUUGAACACUUUGUUGAACAAUUGAAUGACACUAUGGGGUGUAAAACAGCCGGAUGUCAAGGGAAACUUGUUGUUCGUGAUGUAACGACUCGUGGUAUGGGAGGAACAGCUACUGUCGUAUGUAUGUGCACUGGAUGCCGAACCAUGUUGGAAUUUCCGACUUCAUCCAGAAACACCACACUUGCCAAAAAUGACAUCAAGUUGGCAGCACAGGUGGCAUUCCUCGCUGCAGGGUGCACAUACGAAACGUACGCCAAGGUGCUCAAACAUGUUUUAGGAAUUAAGGUGGUGAGCCAUUCCGAAUUCAUAAAAACUAUCGGAACUCUACACCCCAUUGUCGAGAAGAUGGUAAACGAACUGUGUGAAGGAGAGAAGAACCGUAUGAAAGAUAUGAACGACGAUGAGCUGGGGUCGUGGAAACGCGCAGUAACCUGUGCAGAUGGCGUCUGGAUGACUCGGGGGUUCCACAGCCAGAAUGCCACGUACUCCAUACGGAAUUACUUCACUGGUGCACUCCUCUACUACCUACACAUCUGUCAGAAAGGUAGUGACAAAAUCAUUGAUGAAGAGCUGUACAAAGGAUCGUCUAAAUCUGCGGAGGGGUAUGCGGCACUAGUGCUAGUAAAGACGGCAAAGGAGGAAGGAAUGAACAUCGAGAUCCACUGGCAGGAUGCAGACUCUUCAUCGAGUAAACCUUUAAAAGAGAUUUUCCCAGGUGCCGCAGUGAUGACCUGCGGAGGACACACCGGCAGAGCUCACCUCCACCAACUGCAGAUCUUCUCAAAGAGCAAAACUUUGACAAACUGGUACAAAAAUAAACACAAAGAUGAUUUCCCGGAAGUAAACACUGUGGUUUGUUGCAAAAGACACCAUGUGGGAUACGGAUGCAUGACGGACGCUUUCUGCCAAAGGGCGCGAAACAACUUCUCUAACAUUCUCUCGAGCAGUGACUCACCCCAAGAAUUUUCUGAGCGCUUGCUAAACAUGGUACACCACGUGCAGGGUGUUCACAAAUGGGAAGGAGGGCAAUGCCAAUUCCACGCACUGAGAGUAUGCAGCUGUAAUAAAUGCCCAGACAAGAACCAGCCUCAGUGCGAAGGUAAAGACUACACAACAAGAGAGGUACUGACUUGCCCUCUCCACUUGCUGGUGUACAAAAUUGAGUGCCACGUUAGGGCCCAAAUGGCCUCCAAGCUAAUCCACCCAAUUUUGAAGCGUGGCCACUCUAACUGGUUGGAAAGCUCGCACAAUGUCAUUAUGCGGUUCAGGAACAAGCACAUACAUCUAGAACGGCUACACUACCACGUCUCCACUAACCUAGGUCUGCUGCAAGCCAACAUGACGCAGGAAGGCAACCAACAAGGCCUAAAAUACCAUUGGAAGACAGACCUCCUCCAGCGAUUGGGUCUUCCUGUAUAUGAUGGUGUGUUGGAGUACCUUGAGAGUCACAACCGUACCAGAAUGAAGGGACUCGCCAGGGCGAAAACAGCAAAAGGCAAGAAGAGGAGGGUGGAGCUGAAAACACUGAGAACACAAAACGCCAAAAAGAGAUUGUUGUGGACCGGGAAACACGGACGGGACACCUACAGCGAGGAGGACAAGAGAGAGGACAUUAAACCGCCCCCCCCAAAAUCCAAGAAGAUCAAAGACACUGCGGCCUCAAAAAAGUCCAAGAGCACUGUUACUGAAAAUGACAACCUGACUGUCGCACCAGCACCCCCACCCGACCUCCCCGUGGACCCAGACAAGGAUACUGUGCCCCCAAUAAAAUCCGAAGAUACUGCGGUCCCAAAAAAGUCCAAGAAGAACAGAGACACUGCGGCCUCAAAAAAGUUCACGAAGAACAAAGACACUGCGGCCUCAAAAAAGUCCAAGAGGAACGAAAACACAAGUCUAAAGCGUGGCGAUUAUGUGUGCAUACAUCAUAAUAUGAAAGACAUGCACAUGUGCUGCCGCAUAGUCGAUCACACGCCCGGAUCUAUAGCCACCAUGUACAGCUUAUGCUGUAUAGCUGGUGUGCUAGAGGGCAUGCAAUCAGAAACAGAGGUGACUAUAUCCGCACCAACAACUCCCCCAAUUUCUACAAAAAGGUGGCGGAACAAAGGUAGAAUAACGCUUAAGGAUGCUUGGAAAAACGCAGAGAAUCUGCAGAAAUGCGAUUGCGUUUUGCUGGCAAUCAACGAAGAAGGCAUUGUCGACCUCACCAACGCUCAAACUAAGUCCCCUCCAAAUGCUGACAGUGUCUGGAUUGAUAACGCUGUGUAUAUCCUACAUGAGUCGGAUUGGAACCGCAUCAGUGGGAAAUCGACCAUGGAUGGCUCGAUGAUACCAUCAUCUCAGCAUCGCAGAAACUGCUGGCUCAGCAAUUUCCAAACAUCGCCGGACUGCAGCCGCCCACCCUGGAACAGACGAAGGGUGGAUUCACAGGCCACACAGGACCCUUUGCUCAAAUCCUCAACAUCAGAAACAGUCACUGGGUGCUGGUAUCAAACCUUGGAUGCGACAAACACGUUGUACACGUAUACGACACAUUGUACACAAGUUUACCUUCUUCCACAAUUAACACAAUUGCAGGCCUGGCAUUCUGCUCUCUCUCCGAGCUCGAGAUCAAAAUGGUAGACGUUGAUCUCCAAAAGAACAGGGCCGACUGUGGUGUCCUGAGUGUUGCCAAUGCCUUCAAUUUACUUUCGGCAAGAUCUCCCUGUAGUGUGCGAUACGCCGACUCGAACAUGCUCAGACGUCACCUGUGCGAGUGCCUGGAAAGGUGCUUGUUUUCUUUUUUCCCUACACUCGGUGAUCAGUCGUCAACAAAUCUCGACACGACCUUCAAGUUUACAGUUAGAGUAGGCGUGUAUUGCGUGUGCCGUAAGCCAGAUCAUCCAGACGUGGAAUACAUGGCUGAGUGUGAGGGAUGUGGUGAGUGGUUCCACGAGCGCUGUGUGGAUAUACCACAAAGUGUGUUCAGCGACAACGAGCCAUGGAAGUGUCUGGAAUGCACUAAGAAACUAUAAUUACUAUGUACAAUUCUUUUUUUGUUGGUCUAAUUUGCAAUAAUUAUGAUUUGUGUUAUAAUAGUUAUCUAAUUACAUGAAUAUGUUGAGAGUAUUA
Molecule: messenger RNA, 3441 nt
Organism: Halichondria panicea
Lineage: Eukaryota; Metazoa; Porifera; Demospongiae; Suberitida; Halichondriidae
Exons: 3
Coding region: 16-2952 (978 amino acids)
Source: RefSeq, a predicted model, not a curated record